Molecule: messenger RNA, 9246 nt
Organism: Podarcis muralis (Common wall lizard)
Lineage: Eukaryota; Metazoa; Chordata; Lepidosauria; Squamata; Lacertidae
Gene: PXDN
Product: peroxidasin
Biological process (GO): response to oxidative stress
Molecular function (GO): protein binding; peroxidase activity; heme binding
Source: RefSeq, a predicted model, not a curated record
CGCAGCUGGCGGAAAAAAAACCAGCAGCCAUUGCCACCGCUGGCGCCGGGGUGGGGUGGAAGAAGAGGCCACCAGAAGCCCCCUCCUCCUCCCCUCCAUUGCGCUGCUCCAGGCGGACGAGCGCAGGGGAAAGCCCCGGCCUUGGCGCGGCGAAGCUGCUGCCUGCUUUCUAGCAAGCUGGCUGGCUGGCUGAGGCGGCCCCUCCUGCCGCCGUCCCCUCUUUCUCCUCCCCCUCCGGGCUGCGCGCUGGCGACUGGCUCGCCUCCUGAAGCCCCCGCCGGCUCGACCACCGGAGCGAGAGCAGCGGCAGCAGAGCCGAGAGCUGCCUCGGCUACUCUCCUCGCCCUGCUUUCCUUCUUGUUUUUCCCUUCUCUCUCUCUCUUUCCCCGCACCCCGCCUUCCUCCGCUCGGUUUUUGCUCGACGGCAUGGCCCGGCGCAGAGCGGGCGCUGCCUUCCCCGGGCUCUGCCUCGGCGUCCUGCUCGGCAGCCUCCUGCCCUUCGCUUCCCCGCAGCAGCAGCAGCCCGCCCUUCCUCCGCCGAGGGGGAGCGUUUGGUGCCCCAGCCGCUGCCUCUGCUUCCGCACCACCGUGCGCUGCAUGCACCUCAUGCUCGAGAGCGUCCCCGCCGUGUCGCCGCAGACCACCAUCCUGGACCUGCGGUUUAAUAGGAUUAAAGAAAUCCAGCCUGGUGCAUUUAGACGGCUUAAGAAUCUGAACACCUUACUUCUGAACAACAAUCACAUUAAAAGAAUACCUACUGGAGCAUUUGAAGACCUUGAAAAUCUAAAAUAUCUCUAUUUGUACAAGAAUGAAAUCCAGUCAAUUGACAGGCAAGCAUUUAAAGGACUUGCCUCUCUAGAACAACUGUACCUGCACUUUAAUCAAAUUGAAACAUUGGAACCAGAAUCCUUUACCCAUCUUCCCAAACUUGAAAGAUUAUUUUUACAUAACAACAGAAUAUCCCAUUUAAUUCCCGGGACAUUUAGUCACUUGGAAUCUAUGAAACGACUGCGUCUGGAUUCAAAUGCACUUCACUGUGACUGUGAAAUACUGUGGCUAGCAGAUUUGCUGAAGACAUAUGCAGAGUCCGGUAAUGCGCAAGCUGCAGCUACUUGUGAAUAUCCAAGGAGAAUCCAGGGAAGAUCAGUGGCCACAAUAACACCAGAAGAACUUAACUGUGAGAGACCAAGAAUUACGUCAGAGCCUCAGGAUGUGGAUGUUACCUCAGGGAACACCGUUUACUUCACUUGCAGGGCUGAAGGCAAUCCCAAACCAGAAAUUAUUUGGCUUCGGAACAAUAAUGAGCUCAGUAUGAAAACGGAUUCCCGUUUGAACUUGCUCGAUGAUGGCACGCUCAUGAUUCAGAACACUCAAGAGACUGACCAAGGCAUUUACCAGUGCAUGGCCAAAAAUGUGGCAGGAGAAGUGAAAACUCAAGAAGUUACUCUACGCUACUUUGGUUCACCAGCUAGGCCAAGCUUUGUGAUUCACCCCCAAAAUACAGAGGUGCUGGUUGGAGAAAGUGUCACUCUAGAAUGCAGCGCAACCGGUCACCCCCAGCCACGGAUCACAUGGACUAAAGGGGACAGAACUCCUCUCCCAAGUGACCCGCGCAUCACCAUAACUCCGUCAGGAGGGCUUUACAUCCAAAACGUGGAGCAGGAAGAUGGUGGAGAAUAUGCCUGUUUUGCAACCAACAGCAUUGAUAGCAUCCAUGCGACUGCAUUUAUCAUUGUUCAAGCCGUACCUCAGUUUACUGUGACUCCUCAAGACAGAAUAGUAAUUGAGGGACAAACUGUUGACUUCCCUUGUGAGGCCCAGGGAUAUCCACAGCCAGUCAUUGCCUGGACUAAAGGAGGAAGCCAACUUUCUGUAGACAGAAGACACUUAGUCCUAUCAUCUGGAACACUGAGGAUUUCCAGAGUUGCUUUACAUGAUCAAGGCCAGUAUGAAUGUCAAGCUGUUAACAUUGUAGGAUCUCAAAGAGUUGCUGUUCAUCUGACUGUACAGCCUAGAGUAACCCCUGUGUUUGGUAAUGUUCCAAGUGAUAUGACAGUAGUAGUUGGCACAAAUGUGCAGAUUCCAUGCAGUUCUCAAGGAGAGCCUGAACCAGUAAUAACAUGGAAUAAGGAUGGUGUUCAAGUUACUGAAAGUGGAAAAUUUCACGUUAGCCCUGAGGGAUUUCUUACCAUUCGUGAUGUUGGACCAGCGGAUGAAGGCCGUUACGAAUGUGUUGCAAGGAAUACAAUUGGAUAUUCUUCAGUUAGUAUGGUACUAAGUGUAAAUGUUCCUGAUGUCAGUCGAAAUGGAGAUCAGUUUGUAGCAAGCUCAAUUGUUGAAGCAAUUGCUACUGUUGACAGAGCAAUAAACUCAACCCGUACACAUCUGUUUGACAGCCGCCCUCGUUCUCCAAAUGAUCUGCUGGCCUUAUUUCGAUACCCAAGAGAUCCUUACACUGUUGAGCAAGCGAGAGCUGGAGAAAUAUUCGAAAGAACAUUGCAGCUAAUUCAAGAACAUGUGCAAGAUGGUCUGAUGGUUGACCUAAAUGGAACAAGCUAUCACUAUAAUGACCUUGUGUCUCCACAGUAUUUGAAUCUGAUAGCUAACCUCUCAGGCUGCACGGCCCAUAGGCGUGUGAAUAACUGCUCAGAUAUGUGCUAUCACCAGAAAUACAGAACACAUGAUGGGACCUGCAAUAACUUGCAGCAUCCGAUGUGGGGAGCCUCCCUAACAGCCUUUGAACGCUUGCUGAAGUCGGUCUACGAAAACGGAUUUAAUUUGCCAAGGGGCAUUGGAGCUAACCGGCGUUAUAAUGGACACACACUCCCAAUGCCACGCUUGGUUUCAACCACGCUGAUCGGGACGGAAACAAUAACCCCUGACGACCAGUUUAGCCAUAUGCUGAUGCAAUGGGGCCAGUUCCUAGACCAUGACCUGGACUCCACCGUUGCUGCUCUGAGUGAAGCCAGGUUUUCUGAUGGCCAGCACUGCAGCUCCGUUUGUACAAACGACCCCCCGUGUUUCUCCAUCAUGGUGCCGCCCAACGACCCUCGAGUCAGGAACGGAGCGCGGUGCAUGUUUUUUGUGCGUUCCAGCCCGGUGUGCGGAAGCGGCAUGACUUCCCUUCUCAUGAAUUCGGUUUACCCACGAGAACAGAUCAACCAGCUGACUUCCUAUAUCGAUGCAUCCAAUGUGUAUGGCAGUUCGGAUCACGAGGCACAAGAAAUCAGAGAUUUGGCAAGCCACAGGGGGCUUCUGAGACAGGGCAUUGUGCAGAGAUCUGGGAAGCCUCUUCUCCCAUUUGCUACCGGCCCACCAACUGAAUGUAUGCGGGAUGAGAAUGAGAGCCCAAUUCCUUGCUUCUUAGCCGGCGACCAUCGCGCCAAUGAACAGCUGGGACUCACCAGCAUGCAUACCUUGUGGUUCAGAGAACACAACAGGAUUGCCACAGAGUUGCUGAAACUCAACCCACACUGGGACGGCGAUACAAUUUAUCACGAAACACGCAAGAUUGUGGGUGCAGAAAUGCAACACAUAACGUACAGCCACUGGCUGCCUAAGAUUUUAGGAGAGGUAGGAUUGAAGAUGCUUGGCGAAUAUAAAGGUUACGACCCCAAUAUUAAUGCUGGAAUAACUAAUGAAUUUGCAACUGCCGCUUUUAGGUUUGGUCACACGCUGAUCAAUCCCAUACUGUAUCGGUUGGAUGAAAACUUUGAGACUAUUCCACAAGGCCACAUACCUCUUCAUAAAGCGUUCUUCUCCCCGUUUCGGAUUGUAAACGAAGGAGGCAUUGACCCGCUUCUAAGGGGUUUAUUUGGUGUCGCUGGUAAGAUGCGUGUAACAUCGCAGUUGCUCAAUACGGAAUUGACAGAGAGGCUUUUCUCCAUGGCUCGGGCAGUAGCGUUAGAUCUGGCCGCAAUGAAUAUUCAAAGAGGUAGAGAUCACGGAGUACCACCUUACCACGAUUUUAGAGUUUACUGUAACCUUUCUUCGGCUCACACGUUUGAAGAUUUGAAAAAUGAAAUCAAGAAUCCUGACAUCAGAGAGAAACUCAGGAGGUUAUAUGGUUCACCACUGAACAUAGAUUUGUUUCCUGCUCUUAUGGUGGAAGAUUUAAUUCCUGGUAGCAGAUUGGGACCAACGCUGAUGUGUCUCCUGAGCACACAGUUUAAGCGUCUCCGAGAUGGGGACAGGUUAUGGCAUGAGAAUCCAGGUGUGUUUACUCCAUCUCAGUUGACUCAGAUCAAGCAGGCAUCCCUUGCCAGAAUUCUGUGUGACAAUGGUGACAACAUAACCAGAGUGCAACGUGAUGUUUUCAGAGUGGCUGAGUUCCCACAUGGAUAUGGAAGCUGCGAUGAAAUUCCUAAAGUAGAUCUCAGGAUGUGGCAAGAUUGCUGUGAAGACUGUAGAACUAGAGGACAGUUCAAUGCAUUCUCUUACCACUUUCGAGGAAGACGUUCCCUUGAUUUCAGUUUCCGUGAAGACAGGCCAUCAAAGCACAUGAAAAUGUCAAAAACAAGUUCUGCAAGGGAGAAUAAAUUUUCUAACCUCACCAUCUCAUCCUUUGACGAGCGCAAGAAAGCACCUGUCAUGAAUGACUUCAAAGAAUUUGUUGGUGACAUGCAAAAAACUAUCACAGACCUCAGAAAACAGAUAAAGAAACUUGAAUCACGGCUCAGUAGAACCGAAUGCACUGACGAAAAGGGUAAAUCUUAUUCCAGUAACGAAACCUGGAAAAAAGACCCGUGCACCACGUGCGAAUGCAAAGUUGGCCAGAUAACCUGUUACGUGGAAUCGUGUCCACCGAACGAUUGUGCAACACCUGUGAAGCUUAAAGGAGUUUGCUGUCCUGUCUGCUUAAAACAAACUGUUAGCAAGGAAAAUAAGCUCUAAGCCUGCUUUGCAAUGGUCACAAUACAAGUCAUAUGGAUAUCUGCUGAUGGCAAAAUACAGGUAACAUUAGGCAUAAAACCACAACAGGACGUUUGCAGGACAGCAUUCAAAUGAUGGUGUAACAAUGUAAGGAAAUGUAUUAUUUUACAUGCUUGCCCACUGAAAAACCACCGUGUAAAAGUAUUGAAAGGGAAUACACAGGACAGGACAAUCUUCUCAGGUUCAACAAACUGAAAACUUGGUGCUACUUUUUAAAGACUCCUUUGCCAAGUGGUUUUGAGUCUUAUUAGGCUGGCUUUUAUUUCUCCAUACACUGGCCAAAGGAAGUCAGGAGCCAUUUAUUAGGACGAAGAGGGCCACAGCUUUUGUUUUUAAAAUACUGUGCGGGCCCAGUGUUGAUAGUCUAGCUUGCCUUCUGUCAAAUACCUUGAUGGAGCUAGUUUGUCUUUCUGAGACCCAUAGUCUACUUAUUUAGCUACUCACAUCAUGUCUUUACAGCAUUCACUCAGUAUUUACUCAAUAUUCUGUGGCAGUGCCAAUUCUAAAGGAGGAUGAGGAUGGAGAACACAAAUUUUGCUGUGGUUUUCUCCCGCAUCUCUUUGCAGUAUUAAUAUUCUGUCCUAUCCACUGUCCACAGUUGCCCUUCUUUAUUUCUCUGUUCAAUACCUAGGAGAUGAUUAGAAAUCAUAGGCAUAAAAUAUGUGUUCAGCCUUGCACUGUGUAACAUAAUUCAAAAGUCUGUGUACUCAUGAAAGAAAAGGCACUGCUGCAUUACAACAGCAAUAACAAAAAAGAGGCUGCUCUGACUACUGCACAUUGAGCUAAACCUGAGAUAGGACUUACCUGACUUUUCUGGACACUUCUGGCCUCAUUUGCAGUGUUUGCCCUUGAGAAAAUAUUGUUUGGAUUGGACCAUAGAGGGUUCCUACUGCUUAUCUGAUGUAAUAAAUGGGAUAAAAUGCCCUACCCCUCCAGCACUGCAAACCAUAGGACACUGAAGCAGUACAGUAAUAGCAAAUCCUCUUAUCAGAGCUUAAUUUCUAGGGGUGGGGAAAUACAUUCUAGAACUCAGAUUUCCAAAAGCACCAUCGUCCCAUCUGGAACAUUUAAUGCCUGGGAUAUUUUUUCUAGAAAAAGAGGUGCCGGCAUGAACUCAGCAUGAACGCCUCCCUUGUUCUCUUAAAAUGCCAAUGGCACCCACCUGAGAGGUGCUGGAACUUGAGUUCCAGCUGGGGGAAAAACCCCUACAUAUAGAAAUUCUCUGUAGUUACUCAGUGGUAGCAUUUCCACCUGUUCAAGAUUGCCUUCCCCUGGAAUACUUCAUAUAUCCCCUGCUGCUGCUUGAAUGGAUGCAAGGACUGAACUUUGGUGAGCUCUAGCAGAUAUAAUUCCCUCUAUUUGUGAUGCUAUGAUGCAAAUGUUGUAGCUUAUAUUGUGAAAAUGGCACUACACACAUAUACGAGAGAGAGAGAGAGAGUGUUUUUAGCUGGCUUGGAGGAUUCCCAAGGUUUGGAGACGUAUACUAAUAUUAAGGGGAAAUCCCUGAAAUUGGGAUGUGAGGCAAAGACUGCCCAAUGGGGUCUGUGCAUCCUGACUUGCCAUAGAAUACUAAAUUCCUGUUGCAGUGGUAGAAAAAUCAUGUGCAAGAGGAAAUAAAAUGGGAGACAUGGGGGGCAUGUCUAACUGACUGGGAACAGUGAACAGAAGCCCUCCAUGCUGCAACCUUUUGUUUUUAAUAUGAUGCCCGCUAAUUUUGGAGUCAUUUUGCUCUUAAAAAGCAUAGCUGAAUGGGCAUCCCCACCCCCAAGAAUCAGACCUGUGUCAGAUUCACUCUCGAUUUAGGUCCUGCAUUGUGCCUGAAGCUGCCACAUGUCUUCCAAGGGAGACUCCGUUCCCCAUUAAUAGCUGCCUGUCAGUGAAUUUGGAUUAUCUUGGAAUCAAGGUACAAGGAUUGUGAAAGCUUCAUUAGUCCUAUUUCUGCUGCCUUGUGUGGUUGUUAAAAAGUGUAUCGUUCCCCAGCAUCUUAUUUCUCAAGGGGUACGGUGUACGCAUCCUCUUCUAUCUUCUAGUAUAGUAUUCCAUGGUAUUGUCAUGGAAUGUGAAAGUAAAAACAAAGGUGUGCAGAUAGAAAAGGGCAGGCCCAUUUAAACUAAGGGGGUGGAGAAAUUAUAGUGAAGCAGAGCUUAGUGAAGGGCACUAAAUGACACCUACCUACUGAAUUGUUCUAAAAAAAAUUGCUCCUGUAGCUGUACCAUGGCGUGAUUUGUGAAAAACCCAUCCGACAGAAGGCCUACCAAAUAGAGAUUAGCUGUUCCUUUACAAACUUUAUUUUUAAAAUAUGGUUUCAUUUAAGGUUUUUUUUCCAUAAUGCAUAGUGCCUGUUUCCCGCCCCGCCCCCAUAGUCCUUGUGUCAAAAUCAUGUUAAUGAUUACUUUUUUGUGAAUCUGUGUGCCCAGUUAAGAGGUUAAAAAAAAGCACUGUCGAAUGUACGUCUACAUUAACUUGCCAUUGUUUACCUUUGUAUUUUCAACUUUGCCUCUUUAUAACCAACAUGUAUUAUUACAUACAGUGAAGGAAAACUCUCAUACCUCAUUUGACAGACAUGUUUGGUUUCUUAAAUGGCGCUUUUCCAGAAAACAAGUCUUAAUUCCCUGGAAUAUAGCAGUGUUCUUCAAGUCCUGACACACUCACUCUCUUUUCUAACCAAUGCUAAAGACAAAGUCACUGAUUGCUAAGUUAAAUCAUUAGGAUUUAAGGAUCAGGGACUUAAAAAAGCAAUGCCAUAUCGAAAAAGAGGGGAGGGGGCAAAUACAGGAACCUUUUGAACUUGCUUAAUAAUUUUGUUUGAUAACACAGAAGUGCAUUAAAUAAAGCCAGUCUAAUAAUAUUUUGGUACAUCAGCUCCCUCGCAUAAAUCAUUUGCUAUCUAUCAUAUUGUGCAUUUCCAAAUUAGCCAAGAAACCUGUUUGGUGGAGACAGCAACUGUGUCUCUAUAUGGUGGUGUUAAGCAAAAUGGAGUGCAUACAGCAUCAUGAUUGCAAUCCUAAACACACUUACAGAGCAAUCAUAACCAGACCAGGGACAAUAGGAGCCUGAGAGCCAAAGCCCUAACCAGCCAGGAUGGAAAGCUGAAGAUGGGGUUGGGGUUUUUUUUUACAUUUUUUUGCUCUUCCACUGCCAAGGCUGGAAUAGCUGAGGAGCUUAAAACUAGGCUGCUGAGGGUUCUGCGGGCUUUGGAUCCCAAAGAUUCAAAGUUUCUGGCACCUUGCUUUGAAAUUCCCUGUUUCAGGACUUAUUGGCAGCAUACCAACCUCUGCUACAAAUGGACAUACACACAACAUAAGUGGACAGAGCCCUGCACUCUAUCUUAAAUUGCUAACUAAUGGGGAUGGGAUUGGAUUGCAGUCUAUGAAGACUCCAUGAAACACAGAGGGACUUACUUCUGAGUAAACAUGCACAGGUUUGUACUGUGAGGCAAUUUCAUACACAAAUAUUUGGCUUUGUGCCAUUACAGCAAAAUACCUAUUUUUAUGUGUUAUAUUUAAAUUUGGAGUUUAAUUCUUAAGGUCUUUCAGUGCACGAAAAUAUUUUGUUUUAUUGAAAAUCCAGAUCCCACCUGUGCUUUCCAAGCUGCUAUCUAAAAUUCUUACAAACUUGGACAGAUUUCGAAACAAGGGCUAGAACGAUAACAAGCAUAUUGGUGGCUAGAGGAAGUUUUUUAAUGUUACCAAUCACCCUUAAUUUUCAAUUCUGUAUUGUUUUAAAAGAGGGGAGGGGAAAAAACCUGCUCAGGUAUUUUAGGUUGUAAUGCUAUAACCACAUACCUGAGAGUAAGCCCCAUUAAAUUCAAUGGGUCCUACUUCUGUAUACAAUUGUAGUGUCGGCCACUUUAGUAUUUUCCAUGUAUUCAUUAACCAAAUAUACCUCUGUUUUCCCUUGUUAAAUAAAGCAGAUAUCUAAUCAGUAUUUGCCAAAUUAUGUAAAAUUAUACAGAUUCCAGCAUUUAUUACCACUAAACCUCUGGUGGUAAACUGGAUUAGGAAAUAGGUCUUUUUUUAAAAAAAAAAAUUCAAACAUUGUACAAAUGAAUAUGUUUUUCUUUUUCUUUUUACAUUUUCUGAUUAAAGCCUAUGUAACAUUUUAAGACAGUGGCCAAUGGCCGAAUGAUCAUUUCUCUCAGUAUUUCUUCAGUUGCAAUUGUUCCAUAUUUAUUUACUUUUUUUAUAAAAAAAAACUCCUACCAAAAGUGAAGUCUUAGUUAUUUUUAUUGUACUAAAUAAAUUUACCAAAGAAUUGUUUGCACUGUUAUGAAUGCUUCUCAGUUACAAUAAACAGGUCACAUUUUUUAAAAGA